AUGUCGCCGUGCCACGCGCCCGUCGUGCCAUGGCCGCGCGCCUGCGCCCUUGCGCUCCUCCUCCUCCUGCACUGCCUGCCGCACGCACCCCCCCUCGCCGUGCGGGCAGCGCAGGGAUGCGCGGAUCAGCUGGAAAAGGCGCCGGCGGCGACGGCGGAGGCGGAGGGGCCGGAGGGGUCGGGCUGCAUGGGGUGGUCGCACGGGGGAUGGGGGGAAGCGUGGGCGGAGGGGGUGCGCGAGACGGCAUCGGAAAGAGGCGGUAAAGGCAACCUGGCGUGGCUGCUGUCAGUGCAGCAGCAACAACCACAGACGGCUGCCAGCACGGCACCCGUGCGCGCACUUGCGGCGCGCAGCAGCAACCAGCAGUUCCUGACAGCCUUCUCCUCGCUGCACCGCGCGCCCGCGUCCACGCCCACCCGCCACCCCCCGGGAGACGCAUCUCCGGGAUCCGCGCAGCCUCAGCACUCUCACGCCUCCCGCCUCCUCUCCACCGCGCCGACCCACACUCAAUCACCCACUCCACCGCCGCUCCCCGCCUCUGCCGCCGCACCCCCCUCAUCCCAACCCGCUCCGCUUCCCCUUUCUUCGCCCACCCACUCACCUUCCACUUCCUCCCCGCCUCUUCCCCCUCCUUCCGCUCCGUCGCCUGUGCAGACGGACUCCUCCCCCCCCAUAUCCUCCCCCCCAUUAACCCCGUCCGCCCCCAUGAUAUCACCGCAUGUACCCUCCCCACACUCCUCCUCCUCCUCCUCCUCCUCCUCCUCCUCCUCCUCCUCCUCCUCUCCCGCCGCCGCCGCCUCCGCCGCAGCGCCACCAUCCACGGUGCCCCACCUCGCAUCGCCCUCACCACUCGCCCCAUCGCACCACGCCCUCUCCGUCCUCGCGGCUCUCGACGUGUCCUCGCCACCGCCCAGCCACGCGCCGUCGCUGUCCGCGGAGCCCCAGUCCGCGCCCGCCGCGCCUCAGGACUCCGCCACCAGCACCACCAACGCCUCCGCCUUUCUGCACUCCAUGCCCUCCCUCACGCCCACCGCCAUCCCCUCACCAUCGCCGCCCCCACCCUCUCCCGAUCCCUCGCCCCCCCCUCCCUCUCCCAACCCUUCACCCCCUCCGCCCUCUCCCCAUCCGUCGCCCCCUCCCACGUUUCCGCCCCCUUCUCAGGUACUGCCGUCCCUCGCCUCGCUGCUCCCUCCCUCUGCGCCCUGCUCCAUGCAUUGCUCUCUCUUCUACCAUGCCACCUGUGGAUGCCUCGUUUCUGCCCCCUCUGCAACCCCUGCCGUUCCCUUACUUCUCCUCACAUGCGCGCCCCCCCCCCCUCCAUUUCCCCAUGCCUGUACUUCCCUGCACCGCAGCCACCCCCCUCCCCCCCUCCACCAACGCCUGCAGCACCGCCACCAGGUAAGCCCUGCCCCUCCCUCCCGCUGCCUUUACUCAUGCACGACUCCUGGCUCUCACACUGCUCUGCUCUCCGCCUCCCUCCUUCUACCGCCCCAAACUCAUUGCUCUAUUUCCCAAUUUGCCCCCUUUUCCCUCCUCCAUUUUCCAAUGUCACUCGCAGUGUCACCACCAUCGCCUCCUCACGACCAGCCUCCGCCAAGUCAACCGCCCCCAGCACCCUCCCCGCCACCCCCUUCACCAAAUAUCUCGCCCCCAUCACCCUCUCCUCCCCCCCCCUCCCCUCCUCCGCCUUCCCCCAAUCCGCCCUCCCCUCCUCCCCCGCAACUCGAUCCCCCCCCUCCCUCGCCACCACCCCCAUCGCACCCGCCACCAACCCCUCCUGACCAAUCGCCCCCGCCGGCGCCGCCUCCUCCGGACCCUCCUUCCGCCCCACCCCCUGCCACUCCGCCCCCUGAUCUCUCCCCCACUGACGCUCUUCCUCCCAGCUCUCUCCCCCCGGAGUCCUCUCCUCCCCCUCCUCCGCCGGACAGCCCUCCGCCCCCUCCGCCUGUUGAAACCCCCCCGCCUUCCCCAGCAGCGCCCCCCUCGUCCCCUCCCCCCGCGCCCCCGCAUUCAAAGCCGAGUACCUUGGAGGAAGUCACCAACCCCCCGCCACCAGAGCACCCGCCCCCGCCUGCCCCCCCUUCUGACACGCGCCCCCCUCGCCCCCCCCCGGUGCAAGCACCCCGUGCCCCGCCCCCUUCCCCCCGUCCCCACCCGCAGCACCAGUCCUUCCCCCCACCGGAUCCCCCAGACCAUCCCCCCCCCGCGUCUCCCCACCACCCUCCCCCCGUCCCCCCUGUCGUCGCCCCACGUGACCCUCCCUCGGAGCUCCCCCCUCUCGCCCACGCGCCUGGGCGCCGUCACACUCCCUCCCAAGCACCCCCUGUUCACAGACCGCCACAGCCACACCACUCACACUCACAGCCUCCCGCAAAAACAUCCAAGGGCAGAACGCGUCCCCCCAAGAAAUCAGUUGAGGAUGGAGAGGGGAGCGGGAAGAAACCCGCCAAGAGGCAGUCGCCUCCUAAGGAGAGGCGGACACACAAGCACGCGCCCCCCCCACCUCCGCACAAGAGCAAGUCCAAGCACAAGCACCACCACGCACACCCCCCUGCACCUCCGCCUGCCACUGAGCCUGCGCCCUCGCCUGCUGUGCUGGUGGAUGGCGCCAGUGCUGCCAACUGCAGGGAGUGUCCGCUGGGCACGGCAGUGAAGCCAGCGAGCGGGCCCACGGACGUGGCAUGUGUGUGCGCCGUGCCCAUGGUGGUGGGGCUGCGCCUGGCCCUGCCCUUUGACGACUUCCUGCACUCCGUACCGCUCUUCGCCCAGCAGCUCAGUGCGGGGCUACAUGUGACGCCGCAGCAGGUGCAGGUGUGGGGCGUGGAGUACGACCGUCAGGGCACGGGUUUUCUGGACACCACGUCGUACGUGCUGCCCCUGCACGGCACACAGCUGCCCGCCUCCCUUGUCGCCUCCAUCCGCCGUCGUCUGCUGGGCGGGCACGUGUGGCUGGACCCCGCCCUCUUCGGCCGCUUCCAGGUGCUCUUCAUCCUCAACCCCGGCGACCACCUCCCCCCGCCCGCCCUGCACCCCGCCUCCGCGCCCGCUCCCCCUCCCCCGCCCUGGCCCGCCUCGUCGGACGGGUGGGCGCCGCCACAGGCAGGCGGGGGCAUGGAGGCGGGGGGCGGCAGCACGGGGCAUUCGAUGGCGGCGUUGGAGAUAGCGCUCUUCAUUGUGGCGCCCUGCCUGCUGCUGCUCCUCAUGCUCGCCUCCUGCCUCGCCUGGCUCCUCCUCUACCGCCGCCGCCAACACCGCUCCGCCGCUGUUGCCGAUGCCGCCACUGCUGCUGCCGCUGCCGCUGCUGCAGGUGCACCGAUGGCAGCAGACGUGGCGGACAAGGAUGGUGGGCUUCCCGUGGAAAAGGGCCUGGAAAGCAUUGCGCCAUCCCAAGCGUGGCCCUCAUCGGCCGCCUUCUGCUCGCCCUCGCCCGACGCCCACGCAGCACUGCCGUCGUCAUCACUGCCAAGCGAGGUAGCAGGGCUGGGCGUGAGCCUGGGGUUUGCCGGCACCGGCACGGGCCUCAACGCCUCCUCACUCGCCCUGCGCGGACUCGCCACGGCGCCAGCAGGCGCGGUGGUGUUCUCCCUGCUGCAGCUGCGGCGGGCCACGAACGACUUCCAUGCGGACAACCUGCUGGGGCAGGGCGGCUUCAGCCGCGUGUACCGUGGCGAGCUGGCCGACGACACCCUCGUGGCCGUCAAGCUGCUGCACUCCCCCGAGGCGCAUGGGGACGCGGGGGAGGGGGGUGCAGGGGCCGGGUCGGUGGAGGAGCAGGAGAGGGAGAGAGCAGACUUGGAGUUCAUGAGGGAGGCGCAGGUGCUGAGCUGCCUGCACCACCGCAACCUCGUCAAGCUGCUCGGGAUCUGUGCCGAGGGCGGGCGGCGCUGCCUCGUGUACCAGCUGGCGGGGAACGGCAGCCUGGCGUCGCACCUGCACGGGGUCAUGCGCGAGGUGGCGGGCGUGAUGGAGUGGGAGCGGCGCAUGAAGGUGGCGCUGGGUGUGGCGCGCGCGCUCUCGUACCUGCAUGACGACGCGAGCCCGCGUGUGGUGCACCGCGAUGUGAAGAGUGCCAACGUGCUGCUGGACCUGGACUUCUCCCCCCUGCUCUCCGACCUCGGCCUCGCCAAGACCAUGCCUCCCGCUGGCCCCGCCGCGCUGCCGGAGCAGGGAGCGGCGGGCGGACAGGCGUCCAGGAUGAUGGGCACUGUGGGCUACGUGGCACCGGAGGUGGCGCUGACGGGGCAGGUGUUGGUGCGCAGUGACGUGUACAGCUUUGGCGUGGUGCUGCUGGAGCUGCUGGCGGGCCGCAAGCCCAUCGACCACUCGCUGCCCCCGCCCCACCACAGCCUCGUGCAGUGGGCCUCGCCACUGCUGCUCAGCAGCGUGGGGGUGAAGCAGGUGGUGGACCCGGCGCUCAAGGGGCGCUACCCCCUGGAGGCCGCCAUGCGUGUGGCGGGCAUCGCCAGCAUGUGCCUGCAGCAACUCCCCGACAACCGCCCCUUCAUGACCCAAGUCGUGCAGGCGCUGAAGCUAGUGUACAGGGAGGGCAGCGAGGGCAGUGAGAGUGGCGACGACGAUGACGAGGAGUCGUUCGCACAGCCCUCUCACGCCUCCCACCGCACCCCUGCGCCCGCAUCCGCUGCCGCCACCAGUGCCGCCAGCGCUGGCAUUGGCAGUGAGAGCGGGCGGGUGAGUGAGAGCGAUGGCACGAGCAUGGGCAUGGAUGCGGGCAUGGAGGCGAGUGAGAGCGCCAUGGGCAGUGCGGCCAUGACUCUCUCCCCCUCUGACAGGGGCCUCAUGCCCAGGCUGCUGUGCAUGCGCGUGCACGAUCUCGACUACAGUGGGGACAUGGGGCUGCUAUCGCAGGGUGAAAGGGAGCCCAGUGCCGUGCAGUCCCUCGCAGGCACAUGCCCCCGCACCACCUACUCUCACCUCAGGCGAGGCACGGCCGUCAAUGGGAACCCACGCUCGCCUCGCUCUCCCCCGCACACAUCGCUGGGCGUCGUCCCACGCGUGCAGAUCUCAUCGCCAGUAGACCUGCCCGCCACUGCCACUCCUGCCUCCACUCACCCCUUCGCUCCUCCCCCGUGCCGUCACGCCAUGGCUGCCGGCCGCUCGUGGACCCACUGCCGCCUCGCGGGGCUCGUGCUGCUCGCCGUGUGCUGCCACGUGCACGGCGCCGUCGCCUUGGCGCCCCUGGGCCGCGCGGAGCAGUCGGAGAUGCGCGAGACAGCGCGCUCCAUGUGCGCUCCCUAG
Molecule: messenger RNA, 5256 nt
Organism: Closterium sp. Naga37s-1
Lineage: Eukaryota; Viridiplantae; Streptophyta; Zygnematophyceae; Desmidiales; Closteriaceae
Source: the annotation of a GenBank genome assembly